This is a messenger RNA of Periconia digitata, 2960 nucleotides long. NCBI's taxonomy places the organism in Eukaryota, Fungi, Ascomycota, Dothideomycetes, Pleosporales, Periconiaceae. The record is from the annotation of a GenBank genome assembly.
UCUCGCUUCUCAUCCCAGCACGCUGCAGCUGGCUGUCGAAUACAUCCAUCAUACUGUCAUGUGUACACGAGUUGAUUUCGUGUCGCAACAUCCGUUGUAAAAUCGUAUUUUCUCGUAGAGCCCCAAGUAACGACAUGGCCGAAGGUCUGGCUGUAGUCGGUAUUGUGGCAAGCAUCGUCCAGCUCGUUGACUUUGGUUCCCGCGUUCUGGGCCGUCUCGAAGAAUACCAAUCUCAGCUUGUGGAAAUCCCGGAAGCAUACUCUCAUAUCAAAACCGAGCUGCCCGCACUGCUGGAUGCGCUCCGACAUACCCAGGCCGCGAUAGAUGCCGGAAAUGUUGGAGAAGAUUCAAAAUCAGCGUUGCUUCCGGUCGUUGAGGGGUGUAAAGUACAGAUCCAGCUGUUUGACGAGUUGGUCGCGAAAACGCUGCCUGCGCCGAGCGACUCUUGGGGCAGGAGAAGUGGCAAGGCACUCAAAAGCCUCUGGUAUGACGCGAAAGUGGAAAAAAUUACUUUGGUCAUCCGGGGAUACAUCCAGACUUUGACAUACCACGCCGCCGUAUCGCUCAGACCGGUACCUGUAGCAGAUCAGCUUCCGCCCCCACCUUACCCGUCCCCAGUCCCGUCUUCCACAGUUCCAUUCCGGCGCGACCCAAACUUCGUAGAUCUCAAACUGCUUGCGGAGAUAGAAAUUAAACUUGGAAAACCUGCUUCCAGACUAGCGUUGGUUGGUUUAGGUGGUGUCGGCAAAUCGCAAUUGGCAGUCGAGUACUCUUAUCGCAUCAGAGAGAAAUCGCCGGAUACCUGGGUCUUCUGGGUUCAUGCUAGCAGCACCGCAAGAUUUGUGGAGGGCUAUCGGAAAAUUGCUGAAAGAGUGAAGUUACCUAGAUGGGACCAACUCGAUGCAGACAUUCUGAUGCUGGCUUAUACGUGGCUGAGUAACGAGACAAACGGCCGUUGGUUAAUGAUUAUCGACAAUGCAGAUGAUAUUGACGUUUUCACAAGUAAAACAGCGGGAAGUAGAGGUACCCAGGACGACUUCGCGAGCCAGGCCACGCCUACUCUCCUGGACUGCAUUCCUCAAUCUUCAAAUGGUUCGGUUCUUAUCACUUCGCGCAGCCGAGAUGUUGCUUUCCGACUGACUGGAAGUUAUUCGGACGUGGUCAGAGUACACCCAAUGGAUCAGGCUCACGCUGUGACCCUACUGCAAAAUCAACUUAAGGGUAGCUUCGACCAAACGAACGAAGAAGAACAAGCUGCAAAAGAUCUAGUUGAGACACUCGACCACAUGCCACUUGCUAUAUCUCAAGCUGCGGCUUACAUAGUUCAAAGGGCUCCCCGCGCUUCGGUUUCCACAUACUUGCGAGACCUUCGCAGAGGCGACCAAAAUAGAGCCAAAUUGUUGCGCAUGGAUCUCGGUGAUACUCGUCGAGACGGAACAACCUCGAAUUCGAUUAUGGCCACUUGGCAAAUAUCUUUCGAGCAUAUCCGCAAAGAGAGACCUUCUGCAACGCGUCUGCUAUCUCUCAUGAGCCUUUUCCAUUGGCAAAGAAUCCCGGAGGCGCUACUUGAGGCCCAUUACAACAGCAAAACCAAUGAUGCUGGUACUGACUUCGAAGACGACUUGAACACGUUGCUCAGCUACUCUCUAGUUCUGACAGACGUGAAGGGGCGACAUCUACAGAUGCACCGGCUAGUACAAUUUUCGACAACUAAAUGGCUCGAGUUACACGAUGAGCUAGACUACUGGAAAGAGAAAUACAUUCUGCUUCUAGACAAAAGUUAUCCCGACAGUGAAUACGAGAAGUGGGAUGCAGUAUACAAAGAUUGGAAAACAUGUCAAGCGCUAUUCCCGCACGUUCAAACAGCUGUACAGUGCAUACCAAAAGAUCAGAGUGCAUUGGAAGCUUGGACAUCUCUUCUUUCUAAAUCCAUGGUCUAUGCCUUCGAGGUGGGAUUCUACGUCAUAGCUCAAGAGAUGGGUCGACUCGCUUUAGAGGCGAGAGAAAAGAUGCUUGGACUUGAGCAUGCAAAUACACUGUCCAGUGUUAGCCUCCUCGCAACUGCGCUACGUAGGGGUGGCGAUUUUAAAGAAGCCGAAAUAUUGUUUCGACGCGCGAUCGAUGGACGAGAAAAAAUAUUGGGACCAGAAGAUCCGCUCACGCUAUCCGAUAUCGAUAGUCUCGGAUUAGUUAAGUCAGAUCACGGCGAGUACGAAGAGGCCGAAGUUCUCCACAGGAAAGCAAUCCAUGGAUACAAAAAGGCACUCGGGGUAGAGCACCCCGCCACACUGCAAAGCCUCGGAAAUCUAAGCUUGGUGUUGACGGAAAAGGGUAGUUAUAGCGAUGCUGAAGUAAUACAGCAGAAAUCACUACAGGAAGUGGAAAAGAUCUUCGGGCCGCUCCACAAAAGCACUCUCGCAAGCAUCGAUAACUUGGGAUUGGCCUUGGGAAAACAAGGCAAGCUUGUCGAAGCAGAAGCAAUGCACCGUCGCGCACUAGAAGGGAGUAAGCAAACCUUUGGCGAACACCACCCAGACACCCUCAUAUGCGCACGGAAUGUGGCUUUUGUACUAGCAUUACUAGGAAGACAUGCUGAAGCAGAGACCUUGCAUCGACAGGUGCUAGAGGACAGUAUCAAGGUUCUAGGGGAAAACCACCCAUUCACAUUAUACAGUUUUGGGAAUCUAGGGUCUGUUCUACAUUUGCAAGGCAGGUAUCAAGAGGCGGAAACGAUGCAUCGGAAUGCGCUGUAUAAGAGGAAAGAAAUCCUAGGGGUGAACCAUCCGCAUUCGUUGAGCAGCUUGCACAAUCUCGCGCUGACUCUGGAGAGUCUUGGACGGAACAGUGAGGCUGUCGCGUACAUGAGGGAGUGCUAUGAGCUAAGGAAGAAGAUGCUGGGGCCGCUUCAUCCAGAUACGCAGAAGUCACUCGCAGCGCUUACUCGGUGGGAAGGAAGAUAG